CCCCUGACGGCCGGUGCGGGUCAGUGCGGCGCGGGCGGACAGGCCUCUUCGUUAUGGCCACGUUCUUCGGGGAGGUUUUGCCAGUUUUCUCUCGGGCGGUGGACGAUGAGGAUGAGGAGGAGCAGGAGCUGGAGAUCCGGAGGGAAGUUGAGAGCCAGAGAAAGAUAGUUAUUCAGUGGAGUCUGGAGAGCAGAACAUCAACUGAGAGCACUACAGUGCAUAGUUUGCCUUGCUCUACAUUUCUAAUUGCUGUUGGGCAGAAUGCUGUAGGCUUUCUGAACUCCUUUGUCCAAUGCUCAGGGAGCUGGGAAAUAAUUGGAGCUAUUACACUGUGGAACGAGAGAGUUAAAGGCACAGAUACCAAAAACCAGCAGUUUCCCACUGAUUCGUCAUGCCGUCUCUACCGGCUAACAUCCAACCCAACGAUUUUGACCUGCCAUUGUAACUGUUACGUAGCUGAGGAUCAACUCUUUCAGUGGACUGAUAAGAUUUUUGGAAAUAUCCAGAAAAGGAAUCUAAAUGUGAUAGUCUUAUCGAGCGGCUCUGUGACUGAAUAUAAAACACCUACAUCUAUUUCCAACAUCUCUGUACCUUUACUCCGAGCUUUGAAAACCAGUGCAUUCCAGGAGACACCCCACUGUGUUUUACUGGAGCAGCCGAAUGUGAUAUCUGGUCUCCCUGCAUCAGUCCUCAGUUACUGCCAAGUCCAGCAGAUACCCGCUGUCCUCUAUCAUUGCUACAGUGAUGUCACUACAGUAGAUUCUUUGACGAUAGAAGCUUUUCGGCCAGUGCUCGCCUGCAAGAGUCUCAGCUGCUUUGUGAAAGAUACCUCCCGAAGUGCAGAAAUACUGAAACAGCUCAUCGAUGUGAACAAGAUCCAAAGCAACCUGUAUACAUGAGAUUGUAACAAUAUCUGAGCUAUUUUAAAAUUAACAAAAAAAUUGAGAGAUUUCCAAAAAUACUUUGUUUGCUGUAUGUAUUUAGCAAUAUUUUGAAAUGCUUAAGAAUAUUAAACUAUGACAGAAUUGUUUUGGAGUAUAUUGAAUUAAAUAUUUUGUUGGAUUGUG
Stegostoma tigrinum is the source of this 1067-nucleotide messenger RNA. It is a transcript of the gene psmg1, whose product is annotated as proteasome (prosome, macropain) assembly chaperone 1. NCBI's taxonomy places the organism in Eukaryota, Metazoa, Chordata, Chondrichthyes, Orectolobiformes, Stegostomatidae. Gene Ontology annotation, cellular component: endoplasmic reticulum. The record is from RefSeq and is a predicted model, not a curated record. Gene Ontology annotation, biological process: proteasome core complex assembly. Gene Ontology annotation, molecular function: proteasome binding. The transcript has 7 exons. Bases 54 to 899 code for a protein of 281 amino acids.